AUGCGAGAUACCACUGAAGCCUUCAAAGAUUCCGUCGUAAAUAUCAAUUCCUCCAUCAAGAAUAUUAUACAAACUGACUGGUUUUAUCAGCUCAAAUAUAAUGAAGAGCUUAAGGGUGCUGAAAAUUCUGAAAAUGCAGAGAGUGUCUUAGGAAAAAGACGUGGUACUGUGUCAGAUGGUUAUGAUUUUUUGACUGAAAGUGAUGGCAAUGAGUUCCCUU
Messenger RNA from Acaulospora colombiana, 220 nucleotides. The record is from the annotation of a GenBank genome assembly. NCBI's taxonomy places the organism in Eukaryota, Fungi, Glomeromycota, Glomeromycetes, Diversisporales, Acaulosporaceae.